This is a messenger RNA of Truncatella angustata, 537 nucleotides long. RefSeq lists its product as uncharacterized. Lineage: Eukaryota; Fungi; Ascomycota; Sordariomycetes; Amphisphaeriales; Sporocadaceae. The record is from RefSeq and is a predicted model, not a curated record. The coding region runs from base 1 to 537 and encodes 178 amino acids. The transcript has a single exon.
AUGGCAGAUAUAUCGAAUUCCAGAUCAUCCCAUCCCUCCUCAUCAGCACCAAGCACAGACGCUCAUGCAGAUGCUGCCUCAAAAUCAGCCCUGACAAAGGCAAAGCACAAUCUUACUUAUCUUUUCAAUCCCAAAGACACAGCUCAUGCACCAGCCAGGCUACGCACCCGGGCCCUCCUGCGGUCACUUCGCUAUAUCAGCACGUUCAUAUUCUGGCGCAUAGUGCGCUAUGGCAAGUACGUCGUUGUGGGCUCCGUUGUCGCCGCAUUAUCAGCUACGGCUGUCGGAAGCUUUGCGACGGGCGUGGGGUGGUUAGUCGCGCCUCCCACAAUCGCUGGCACCAUUGGGAUAGGCGCACUUUGGACAAUCGGGAAAUGGGGAUUCUCGAAAACCAAGGUUGGAAAGAGGAUGGAGGCUCAGCUUGCGAGCAACAAGCAGGAUGGGAUGACGGAGUCGACUCCAGCCUCGAUCGCCUCGACUACAAGGGAGGAUGGACAAUGGAGAGACAUUCAGGGACCUCGCGCCGUUCCUUGGUGA